AUGCCGCUCAACCGCAAACGCCCCUCGCCUCUCCCCUCCCUCGCACCCCCCUCCUCCAUCUACUCCCAGCCGGACCCGAGCACUGUCUCGGUCCCAGUCUCUCACCUCCCCAACGACACAGCAGGCGCCGCCGGCGGCCCCUCCGCCCGCCGCCCGACCUCCUCCGCCUUUUUCCACCCCCUUUCCACAUCAGCUAACCCGAGCCACCCCUCCCUCAACCCCUUCGCCGGCUACUACCAGCAGCAGCAGCCGGAUCAAGCCGACGCGCUAGGCGGCUACGACGGCGCGUACGACCGCGCCGGCGCCGGUCCUGCCCCUAUUAACCUCCACCCUCCCCCUGGCAGCAACUGGUUCAAAAGCAAGACCAGCAAGACCAGCAGCAGCAGCAGCGGUAAGUCGCACAGCAGCAGCAGCAGCAAGUCAAGCAGCAGCAGCGGAAGCAGCAGCAAGCGCAAGCCGCAGCGGCACGACGUGCUCAAGGUGGACGCGAGCUCGCUCUCGCUGGCCGCGCGGAUGGGCAUCUACCUGAUGGGGACGACGCCGGAGAAGCUGGAGCGGGCGGCGCGGCGGCAGGCGGAGAAGCGGCGGGCGGCGAGGCGGGAGGCGCGGAGGGAGCGGAGGGAGAGGGAGCGGGUGGUCGGGGGGAAAGAGAAGAAGAAGAAGGAGAAGGAGGACUGGGAGAGCAAGAGUGGGGUGAUUGAGGAGGAGGAGGAGGAGGAGGAUAGCGGGGACGAUGACCUCGACCCCGCGCCUGAGGGUGCUGAGCAUGAGGAGGAGAAGGUCGGUGCCGUGGAGGGCACUGAGGGGCCUCGUGUGUGA
This is a messenger RNA of Thermothielavioides terrestris NRRL 8126, 819 nucleotides long. RefSeq lists its product as uncharacterized. The record is from RefSeq and is a predicted model, not a curated record. Lineage: Eukaryota; Fungi; Ascomycota; Sordariomycetes; Sordariales; Chaetomiaceae. Bases 1 to 819 code for a protein of 272 amino acids. The transcript has a single exon.